AGCGGAAGUGUUUACGAUACUAACAUGGCUGCCUCCCUUGGAUCCCAACGUGAUAAUAAAUGGUGACAAAUUAUUACAAUGAGUACCUUAAUGUGAUCUUUAAAUUCAUCGUCAAACCUUUCUGAUUACUUCAAAACGUGGCACGGCAACAUUUGGAGUUGCGGGAUUCAUUACUAAGGCACACACGUCUAUUCUCUAUAAAUUUCACCACGGGAUCAAGAAAUGGCGUCAUUCAAACCUACACGAAUCCAGGUGUACCCCAAGUUGGGAGAGAAAGUCACACAGGACACUCUCUACUGGAAAAACUACAAGGCUCCAGUGCAGAUAAAAGAGUUUGGGGCGAUCACAAGUAUAGACUUCUCGCCUUUAGCGCCACACACCUAUGCUGUAACAGCUUCCACAAGGGUUCACAUAUAUGGACCAUUCUCCCAAGAGCCAGUAAAGACCUUUACACGAUUUAAAGAUACAGCGUACAGCGGCAGGUUCCGAUCAGAUGGCCAGUUGCUUGUGGCGGGGUGCGAGGACUCGGCAGUUCGACUGUUCGAUGUCAGUGGCAGGGUGGCCAUCAGAAUGUUCAAAGGACAUACAAAGGCUGUACAUGUAGCUGACUUCACCUCGCAUGGCUAUCAGAUCCUGACGGGGUCAGAUGACUAUACAUGCAAGCUUUGGGAUAUCCCCAACUCUGCUGAACUGACCUCUUACAAAGAGCAUACAGAUUACAUCCGCUGUGGAAUAACAAGCAAACUCAACAGAGAUCUCUUCUUUACUGGUUCAUAUGACCACACUCUUAAACUGUUUGAUGCAAGGGUUGACAAGAGUGUGAUGAACAUGGACCACGGCCAGCCUGUGGAAAGUCUUCUUCUUUAUCCUUCAGAAGGACUCCUGGUCUCUGCAGGGGGCCGAUAUGUGAAAGUGUGGGAUCUUCUGAAAGGAGGUCAGCCCCUUGUUUCUCUAAAGAACCACCAUAAAACCGUCACCAGUUUGUGUCUCGGCAGCAAUGGGCAGAGAUUGCUGUCCGCCUCUUUGGACAGACACGUGAAAGUGUACAGCACGACCAACUACAAAGUCGUCCACAACUUUGAUUACGCCGCGUCUAUCCUGAGUUUGGGCUUGGCUCCAGACGACGAGUCCGUUGUCGUGGGAAUGACCAAUGGCAUUCUGAGCAUCAAACACAAGAGGACCCCUGAAGAUUCAAAGGGUGCAGUUCAGCAGAAGCGCCAGCCAGCAUAUCGCAUUUUUGUUAAGGGGAAGAAUUAUGUUCCUAAACAGGAAGAUUACUUGGUCAGUAAGCCAGUAAGGCAAUAUUUGGCCAAGUAUGACAAACUGCUCAGGAAGUUUAAUGUGUCCAAGGCAUUGGAUGAAGCUAUGGAGCAAUGGACAAGACUCAGGAAAUCUGAGAUCCCAAUGGCCGUGAUCAAGGAGCUGGACAGAAGAGGAACCCUGAAGAACGCUCUGGCAGGGCGAGACGAAAAGGAGCUCUGCCAGUUGCUGAGCUUUGUCAUAAUGAACUUGGUUGACACCAGGUUCACUGCCACCCUCACCACGAUGGCUGAGAUGCUCCUGGACAUCUAUCAGUCCACCGUCGGCAUGUCGUCGCUGGUGGACAGACAACUGCUGCGUCUGCAGGAGCUGCUGGACAAGGAGACGGAGUACCAGCAGGAGCUCAUGGAGGUCCUGGGAAUGUUGGACGUGCUGUUUGCCUCCGCCCACCCCAGGAAGGAGGUGACCCUCCCUGGUGACGGGGCCAAUGGUCUGGCCAAGGGAGGGAUCCCUCAUCGGCCAGAAAUACAGGCAUCAUGAGAGGAUGUGGGACCAAGGCUCUGGAAUACCUAAUCAGGACAUCAGUGCCAGAGAAUUUAAUAAACGGAAGGAAGCUUAAUGAUGUGAUAGAACCUGCCAUGGACAUCAACUACAUGAAAAAAAACAUUUCCAUACACUUUGUUGACGUUUUAACACAAAACCUAUGAAGCCACAUUGGUCAACAAAGGGCAUGUUUUCUUAAUGUAUACAUACAUUUAUGUAUAAGCCAUUUUCUGGAUGUUUGGUAUUGUGUGAGGCUUAUAUGGGAACUAAAUGUCUAAGUUUCCAUUGUAAAUGUUUAGUAUGAUAUCGAUUUGUAUGAUAUCGUAUGAUAGUAUGAUAUCGAUUUGCUGAUAUCUACCUUGUAUUAUGAUAUAUUCCAAAGUUUUUGUAAGAAGAUGGGAUUAAAACGAUGUAAUAG
Molecule: messenger RNA, 2221 nt
Organism: Gadus chalcogrammus (walleye pollock)
Lineage: Eukaryota; Metazoa; Chordata; Actinopteri; Gadiformes; Gadidae
Gene: utp15
Product: UTP15 small subunit processome component
Exons: 12
Coding region: 223-1800 (525 amino acids)
Biological process (GO): positive regulation of transcription by RNA polymerase I; rRNA processing
Cellular component (GO): nucleolus
Molecular function (GO): protein binding
Source: RefSeq, a predicted model, not a curated record